UGCACUGUAAUCGUCAGCCCCCUUGCCGGAGCACAGCCCGUUACUGUCUCUUUAAAACACUUCGUGUCAGUAGAAAGUUGUUGAGUCAAGCGAACAGCGCAGCUCCAAAUAAAGUUGGUUCGGGUUAACUUGCUGGAAAGCAAAACAAAAACAAACAAACAGACAUGUCUGCAGGUCCGGCUUCAUCCCCCGCUCCCGGUGCCCCUGGCACAGCCCCGGCAUCCGGGAACAACCGGCGCCUCCAUCAGACCCAGGCCCAGGUGAACGAGGUAGUGGACAUCAUGCGUGUGAACGUGGACAAAGUCCUGGAGCGAGACCAGAAGCUGUCCGAGCUGGACGACCGUGCGGACGCACUGCAGGCCGGGGCCUCCCAGUUCGAGACCAGCGCGGCCAGGCUGAAGAGAAAGUACUGGUGGAAGAACUGCAAGAUGUGGGCUAUACUGAUAGCUGUUGUCCUGGUUAUCAUCAUUAUCAUUAUAAUUUGGAGCCAGGUGUAGGGAGCGUGCCUGGAGGAACGAAGAGAGAGAGGAGGAGAAAGUGACCACGACUUCCAGCACCAAAAUCCUUCUGACUACUGUAUUCCAGAGCCCGUGGUUUUGUAAAAAAAAAAAUGAUCUGAACAGGUUUUUAAAAAAAAAUCAUUAUUAUUAUUAUUAGUAUUAUUAUUUUGGUGAUUUAUUGUUCUUUUUGAAUGUAAAACAGUCUAUAAACCUGAGUGGGGGAGACAUUGGGUUAAGCACAGAGUGGAUUAGUCACACAGUAUAUUCCACCAGCUGUUAAUAAGAGCCACACUCCUCCUCCAGCGGCUGCCUGCCUGCCUGGUAGAGCAGGAAGGAAAAGCAAGGGAUAGAAGACCCGUGGAGCUCAGUGUGGCGUCUGUUUCCAUGCCAUGGUGGUUCAGCUUUCUUUUAUUUUUUUUUUAAUUUCAAAAUUGUUCCCGAGUUAACUUGCCAAAAAACACAGCCGCUGUGCCCCAAGCUCCCUGUCCGCCUGUACCUCUGUGAUUACCCCUUGCCUUACCCUGCGUGGAAGAUUGCUUCAGAGAACGAGGGAUUUACAAUGCAGACUGUUUAUAUAUGAAAUGUCAAGCGCGGGCCUGUGUGUGUUCCUUUCAAUCGCACUGCCAACGAAAACGCCACUGCAGUGGAACUGAAGAAAACACAGCCUUUCUAUUUAACAAAGCUGGCAUACGCAGAGGCACACGUACCCGUAACAUUUGAACGGUUUGCCAGAGUAUGCAUUGUUUUUAGUAGUGAGACAUGACUCCACCGUGCCUUAAUACUGUGUGUGUAUAUAGAUAUUUCUUUUUUUUUAACCUUAAAACAUUAAAGAUCCUCUCGUGUAGAGGGGGGGGAGGGGGAGGGCAUUGCCAGUAUUGUGCAGCGCAGCGGCUGCAGUAGGAAAUGAAGGAGUGGGGCUGGCCUGCGGGAGUCUGGUUAUAAAACCUGUUGAAUUGAAUGUAAUUGCAGUGUGCAUUGCUACAGUAUAUAACACUUUGUACUCUAUACUCUAAAAGCAGAACUAAAACCACCUUACUGUACUUAAAAAGACCUUCAAUGCCUGUGUUGUGUUGCCCGGGCAGUUUAACAUUGUUUCUCGCUGUGGCUUACUUCACUGUUUGACUAGCUCCCUGUAUAUUGCACAGUAUACACACACCAGUGCCUAAAGAAGUGUUGUUUUUUUAAAGCUGCUGUUUAAUUUCAUGUAAUUUUUCUGUGAUCUCCAGAACGGUCUUUCUAUAAUGAAACAAAGUGGCAAAAGACACACAGUAAUGCGAGCCCAGGUCUGUGCCUGGUCAUUCACACAAUGUGCCUGUAUGUGAUUGUGGGUUUGUGUUUUAUAAACCAGUGCAAUUACUAAACGACCUAGCCUUACAACUCCUACGCUUUGGAGAUGCCUGUAUUGUUGCAAGUUUAAUAAAAAAAUGAUUUCACGA
This is a messenger RNA of Acipenser ruthenus (sterlet), 1936 nucleotides long. Its product is annotated as vesicle-associated membrane protein 3-like. NCBI's taxonomy places the organism in Eukaryota, Metazoa, Chordata, Actinopteri, Acipenseriformes, Acipenseridae. The coding region runs from base 165 to 497 and encodes 110 amino acids. The record is from RefSeq and is a predicted model, not a curated record. Gene Ontology annotation, cellular component: plasma membrane; SNARE complex. Gene Ontology annotation, molecular function: SNAP receptor activity; syntaxin-1 binding. The transcript is spliced from 5 exons. Gene Ontology annotation, biological process: vesicle fusion; SNARE complex assembly; vesicle-mediated transport.